Didymodactylos carnosus is the source of this 783-nucleotide messenger RNA. NCBI's taxonomy places the organism in Eukaryota, Metazoa, Rotifera, Eurotatoria, Philodinida, Philodinidae. The record is from the annotation of a GenBank genome assembly.
AUGCACCAUCUAGCAUUAGGUUAUACAAAGCAGUUGUCGGUCAGUGUAUGCGUGUUUGGGUGCCGGUGGAAAAUGAUUGAUAAGCACAAAGUUCUAAUGCUAGCUGAUCCAGAGAGGAUCUUCGAAAAAGGUUUAGAAACUCAAAAUUAUAGUGAAGCAUUAUUUAAUCAUGAAAAAGCAUUAGAGAUCUAUGAAAGUCAUUCACUUUCAGCAUACAAUCAUUGUCAUGAGAAAGCAGUAAUACUUCAGGGCAUUGCAUAUGUGCACUUAUUGACGGAAAAUUAUGAAUUAGCUUUGGUCAAUUAUAAAAAUGCAUUAACAAUAGGAUUAACAGCUCCUCAGAUUAUUAGUACGUCUAAUAUCAUUGGUUUGCUAUAUAAAAAUCAAUUUAAAAAUUAUAGUGAAGCAUUAUCUUACUGUGAAAAAGCAUUAGAGAUGUAUGAAAAUAGUUUAACUCAUUAUACAAUAGCUGAAAUACUGUAUAAUAUUGGCACUGUGCAUCAUGAAAGAAAAGAUUAUGAAUUAGCAAUGUUCAACUAUAAAAAAGCCUUGUCAAUUCAAUUAACGUGUUUACCGGUAAAUCACACUGGUAUUGCAAAUACCUACUAUCGUAUAGGUAUAGUGCAACAAGUUCUUCAAAAUUACUGUGAAGCAUUAAUUAACUAUAAAAAAGCAUUAUCUAUUAAAUUAAAAUACUUAUCAUCAGAUGAUACAGAUAUUGCAGAUUUCUAUAUUAGCGUUGCUAUAACUCAAUCUAAUAAAAAAAUUAUAUUCGAGCAUUAA